UACAACUUUGUCUUGAUGGAUACGAAGAGAUUUCAAAAAAGUGUAAAAAGGAUAUUUUGUACGAAAAUUAUAUGGGAUUGGGAGUCAAUAUUGCAAGUGAAUGUCUCGUAAUCCACGGACUUAUACGAGAAAACAGGAUUAAAUAUUAUCUUCCAAUCGCUAAAGCAAAAGUACCCCUUAGCAUGAAGUCAGUUAAUGAAAUUGAAGAAUUUGUUCAUGCUUUAUUAACUUUACGGAGUUAUUGUGAACUUGCAUUGUCUUGUCAACAGUUUUCAGACAAGAUCCAGAAAG
Messenger RNA from Racocetra persica, 291 nucleotides. The record is from the annotation of a GenBank genome assembly. Lineage: Eukaryota; Fungi; Glomeromycota; Glomeromycetes; Diversisporales; Gigasporaceae.